AUGUUCUGUAUCUCUUCUCGGAAGCGUAGACCAAAUUGGUACCUGCACCCUUUUCCUACACGAAAGUGCACUGAGCUCGUCACAGACGUCUUCAAUCACGCGGAGCGCUUCUUUAACUUCCGGAAGCCCUCGAUUCCAGCAUUCCUCUGUCCCGACGAUAUCUUGAAGCUUGGUGAAGCCUGCGACUUUGACCCCAGCACUAUCGCUAGCACGAUCACCUCUCUGCUCUUCGACGAUGUCAAACUGGACGGUCUACUCUGUGCUGCCGAUUGUGGUUCACGGCGCAUCGUGCAGCGCGCUGCAGAGCUCUAUGACUCGUCAAACAUGGAGGUACGGCGUGAUCUAGUUUCAGAAAUUAAGAAAAUCGUCUGGUUCCGUCAAGAGACAAUCAAACAAAUGCAUGAACUAUGGGACAAUCGCGCUGCGUUGGUUUUCGAUACCUCGCACGACGCAGCGGACGACGGGCUCGAUGACUAUUGCCCCUUCGAUAUUGAUCUUGCUUCUCUCCCUCGUACACCCCGACCGGCCGACCGGGACCCGCCCUUGCCCACCAGCAUGUGUGAACCUGCUCAAAGGGAGAGUGCGGCUCUUACGUGGACGCUCAGGCUGCGUGUCGCGGAUCAAUAUUGGCGCUAUGUGCACGAUGUCAAACGCACGUUCGAGACAUCCUACGGGCAUAUUUGUGUCGCCGUGGAGACUCAUGAGCACUCGGAUGCUUUCUACGCCGGUAGGGCGUCUGCUCCCAAGCGCACCUUCAUUGACAGACUUUCCAUGCCCUUCGUGCAACGCAGACGCGUGAAGCAGAGGGACGAGCUCCACCGCAAGCUUUCGUCGACUAACAUACCCCACGUCGACUUCUUCAAGCUGGCGAUGGGGAUACUGCACCGAAAGAUGUCCUCGAUCGAGAACAAUGGCUCGGUGAUUGCCGAACAGACCUCGUCCCCGACCAUCACGACGGGCGACACCUCCGCAGAAUGCUUGACCGCUUCUAUAUCCAAUGGCUUGAAUGAGUCGCUGCUACUGGCUUGGAGAAAUCAUCGGCAGAAUCUCGCGAUGGCCGCAAUGGGUGUGUCGAAAAGCACUGCCAUUGUUCCUGAAGCCCCUUCGUCGCGCGCUUUCCCCUACAUGGCCGAUCCAAACCGCCAAGACCCUCUCGAGCCUCUCUCAAGCCUCACCGCCGUCGAAGAAGAGUACAAUGCCACAGUCGACGAUCACGUCCACGCAGUCGUACUCGCUGAAGUCCUAGGAUUGCUUGGCGACUACAUGACUGACAUAUGCGUUGCUUACGAGGAGAGCGAGAUGCUCCUAGCUGAAAGGUUGACUAGCCUCGACACCCGCCAUAUUGAACUAGGUGGAUCUCCCCUCGCCCUACCGACUUCUCCCUUCCCUGAAGACGCCCGAGCGCGAGUGCUCAGCAAAGCGUCCCUGAAGCGCGCCGCGCGCACCUUCUGCUUCCAGCUGCCAACCCUACAGACAUCGGCUGAGCUCGCGUUUUCUGCAUCGCCCAACGUGGCCAUGUCCACCGGCACUGACUCGAACACUGACUCUCGCCCGACUGAUGACUCUGCCCUGAUCCGCUUCGAAUUACCCAAUGCCACCAAGCUCCAGCUCCUCCUCUCCGCUGCGGACGAUAUCGUGCAUGGAACGCUUCGUCGAGCGUACAGGUUGUACGAUCGCUUGAACAAGGAGUCGAAGAGGCAGAUGUCUGCGUAUGUUAAUCGGCUGAUCAACGUCCGUCGGGCUCUCGAAGAUCGACUGAGGCAACUAGAGGGUCAACGCUCGGCUUCCACAUUGGCUGUGCCUAUGAGCGGCGAAUCAUCCUCAGCAACUCUAGGGGUUACAAUGGGCUCUGCGGAAGCCUUCAGCUCCUCCUCACUUCCUGAGGGUCACGGCAGGGCAGCUAGCCUCGAGCGCUUCAGCUCGAAUACCCCGGGCGAGGAGGGCGAGCGCCCUCCUUCUACGCCCGAUGCCUUUGAGUGGAUCCUCAAGCUCCGCCUUGCGGACGAAUACUGGCGCUUCGCGCAGGGGGUAAACGAAGCAUUGGAGGCAUUAUACACGCACGAGCUCGGGGUAUCUUCCAAGACUCACAAGCGUCGUGGUCAUGGUAAGAGCAAGUCUAAGCGCGCGAAGAGCGCCGUCAGCAAGGCCAUGAGUGGCAAGUCCACGAAGCAUUCUACUAGCAAGCCAAGCACGAAGCCCACGACGAGCAGCAAGCCCGCCAAACACACCACCAAGCGCUCCUUUAUUGGCAGGCUUUGUCUGCCGUUCUUUCCACGCAAGCGCCGGCAGGGGAGUCUGGCGCUCUAA
Schizophyllum commune H4-8 is the source of this 2307-nucleotide messenger RNA. RefSeq lists its product as uncharacterized. The record is from RefSeq and is a predicted model, not a curated record. The transcript has 10 exons. The coding region runs from base 1 to 2307 and encodes 768 amino acids. NCBI's taxonomy places the organism in Eukaryota, Fungi, Basidiomycota, Agaricomycetes, Agaricales, Schizophyllaceae.